AUGCCACCUCCCGCGCCCCCCACAGAGCUGGUGCCGUCGGAGCGCGCAGUGGUGCUGCUGUCGUGCGCGCUCUCCGCGCUAGGCUCGUGCCUGCUGGUGGCCACGCACGCCCUGUGGCCCGACCUGCGCAGCCGGGCGCGGCGCCUUCUGCUCUUCCUGUCGCUGGCCGACCUGCUCUCGGCCGCCUCCUACUUCUACGGGGUGCUGCAGGACUUCGAGGGCCCCUCGUGGGACUGCGUGCUGCAGGGCGCGCUCUCCACCUUCGCCAACACCAGCUCCUUCUUCUGGACGGUGGCCAUCGCCCUCUACCUGUAUCUUAGCAUCGUCCGCACCUCGCGCGGCCCCGGAGACGGCCGCCUGCUUUGGGCUUUCCACGUCGUCAGCUGGGGGGUUCCGCUGGCCAUCACCGUGGCGGCUGUCACUCUAAAGAAGAUCGGCUACGAUGCCUCGGACGUGUCCGUGGGCUGGUGCUGGAUCGACCUGGAGGCGGAGGACCGCGUGCUGUGGAUGCUGCUGACUGGGAAGGCGUGGGAGAUGCUCGCCUACGUCACGCUGCCCGUGCUCUACCUCCGCAUCCGGAAGCACAUCAACAGAGCGAGGCUGACACCAGUGCUUGCUUUGGUGACGCUGAUAGCUGCCUUUGGGUCAUCCUUCCAGUAUGGGUACAACGUGGCUGCUAUUAACUCCCCUGCCAAGCUCAUGAAAGCAUUUUAUAACGAGACCUACUAUGACAGAAUCAGUGAAUACAUAAGCGAAUUUUCCUUGACCUUGCUGUGGUCGGUUUCUGUGUCCAUGUUUCCCUUCGGAGGCUUCCUCGGCUCCCUCAUGGUCGGCCCCUUGGUGAAUAAAUUAGGCAGAAAAGGAACCUUGCUGUUCAACAACAUCUUUUCCAUCGUGCCUGCGAUCUUAAUGGGAUGCAGUGAAGUUGCCAGGUCAUUUGAGAUGAUAAUUGUGGCCAGACUUUUGGUGGGAAUAUGUGCAGGUCUGUCUUCCAAUGUCGUCCCUAUGUACUUAGGGGAGCUGGCCCCUAAGAACCUGAGGGGGGCCCUGGGCGUGGUGCCCCAGCUCUUCAUCACCGUCGGCAUCCUUGCGGCCCAGAUCUUGGGUCUUCGGAGUCUCCUCGCAAACAAAGAAGGCUGGCCCGUCCUCCUCGGGGUGACCGGGAUCCCCGCGGCUCUGCAGCUGCUCCUGUUGCCCUUCUUCCCGGAGAGCCCCAGGUACCUGCUCGUUCAGAGGAAGGAUGAAGCGGCUGCCAAAAGCGCGCUGAGGGUGCUGCGCGGCUGGGACGACGUGGACGCCGAGAUACAGGAGAUCCGGGAGGAGGACAAGGCCGAGAAGGCUGCGGGCUUCAUCUCCGUGCUGAAGCUGCUCAGAAUGAGGUCCCUGCGGUGGCAGGUCAUCUCCAUCGUCGUCCUCAUGGGCGGCCAGCAGCUGUCGGGAGUGAACGCGAUCUACUACUACGCAGACCAGAUCUACCUGAGCGCUGGGGUGAGAGCACAGGAUGUCCAGUAUGUGACGGCGGGCACAGGCGCGGUCAACGUGCUGAUGACCGUCUGCGCCGUUUUCGUGGUGGAGCUCCUGGGGAGGAGAGUCUUGCUCCUCCUGGGCUUCUCCAUCUGCUUCACCGCCUGCUGCGUGCUGACGGCCGCCCUGGCUCUGCAGGACACAAUAUCCUGGAUGCCCUACGUCAGCAUCGCCUGCGUCAUCUCCUAUGUCACAGGACAUGCCCUUGGGCCCAGUCCUAUCCCCGCACUGCUCAUCACCGAGAUCUUCCUGCAGUCCUCCCGGCCGGCCGCCUACAUGGUGGGGGGCAGCGUCCACUGGCUCUCCAACUUCACUGUGGGCUUGAUCUUCCCAUUCAUUCAAGUGGGCCUCGGAGCUUACAGCUUUAUCAUUUUUGCUGUGAUAUGUCUUCUCACCACCACCUACAUCUUCCUGGUUGUCCCCGAGACCAAGUCCAAGACCUUCAUAGAAAUCAAUCAGAUCUUCACCAAGAUGAACAAAGUGUCAGAGGUGCACCUGGAAAAGGAGGAGCUAAAGGACUUUCCGCCCUCUACUGCGGGGCAGUAA
This is a messenger RNA of Mesoplodon densirostris (Blainville's beaked whale), 2070 nucleotides long. It is a transcript of the gene SLC2A5, whose product is annotated as solute carrier family 2 member 5. Lineage: Eukaryota; Metazoa; Chordata; Mammalia; Artiodactyla; Ziphiidae. Gene Ontology annotation, molecular function: G protein-coupled receptor activity; fructose transmembrane transporter activity. Bases 1 to 2070 code for a protein of 689 amino acids. The transcript is spliced from 13 exons. The record is from RefSeq and is a predicted model, not a curated record. Gene Ontology annotation, biological process: G protein-coupled receptor signaling pathway; cell surface receptor signaling pathway; fructose transmembrane transport. Gene Ontology annotation, cellular component: membrane.